AUGAAGUGUAUCGUUUCCGUUAAGUCAUGUCUCUCAUCUCUGUCUGUCCCUCUCUCUCGAGGUUAUCUCUGCUCGACUCGGUUCGUCUGCGGGUCUCUCCGUCCGGUCGUCUCUCUUUCUUCUAGCAACAGAAGGUUUCACGGGCCGGUCAGUCGCCUGCCUGCUUCUGUCUCUCUCAUGCUCCGGUCCCUUCUCAGUCCCCAAAGGCCCGCCACCCGUCCCACCACCAUCCACUCCACCCCCUACCCUACCGAAACCACAAUCACAGGAGCUCAUCUCUCGUCCUUCCGCUCCCGUAACGCCAUCGUUUGUGGACAAGGAAAGAGGUCUUUGUUGAAGAUCACCGCUGAUCUUGGGACUCGGGCUUGUGUUCCUUGUCACUGUACCGAUCGCAAUGAGUUUUCAUAG
This is a messenger RNA of Prunus armeniaca (apricot), 408 nucleotides long. The record is from the annotation of a GenBank genome assembly. NCBI's taxonomy places the organism in Eukaryota, Viridiplantae, Streptophyta, Magnoliopsida, Rosales, Rosaceae.